Haplochromis burtoni (Burton's mouthbrooder) is the source of this 11944-nucleotide messenger RNA. RefSeq names its product solute carrier family 45 member 4. Gene Ontology annotation, cellular component: membrane. Gene Ontology annotation, biological process: transmembrane transport. Gene Ontology annotation, molecular function: sucrose:proton symporter activity. The transcript is spliced from 15 exons. Lineage: Eukaryota; Metazoa; Chordata; Actinopteri; Cichliformes; Cichlidae. The record is from RefSeq and is a predicted model, not a curated record. Bases 5241 to 7913 code for a protein of 890 amino acids.
ACAUAUAAGUUUUUACUAUUUCUUUUCCAUAUGGGAAAACCAAGUUGGUGGGAGGCUCUUCUAAGUCUUUUAAUAUGCGUGCGUGUUAGAGUGCAUGUAAGUGAACAGCACUUAUAUUAUGUCAUAUUCAUGCCACCCGGUAUAGUGAUCUAAGCGCUGUGUAAUGAGUAGGAGAUUUGUCAUUGAGGCUACAGCACGUUGAUACACAUGUGCCCCCCUGUACUCCCUGCACUGCAGCACUGCUGCACCAUAACACUAACAGCCAGCUUCCGUCUACCUCCCAACCUCGCUCUGUUUCUCUUGCUCUCUUACCCCUGCCAUCUGCUCCCCAAAAACUGGCCAGUGGUUGUUUUUCAUGGGAAAAUCAUCUACAGAAAAAGGCUGUUCAAGUCUUUUUGCACAUGCAAAGGUUUGCGCAGCAUCCUGCGUGUUUACAUGCCGCUUUUAGGGUGUAGAUAACUGAAAUGUAGACAACAACAGAAGAUAACUCAGGGAGAAACAGAACACUAAACAUCUGCCAGCGACAUAUUUGUAUUUCAUUUUAUCACUCUCCCACACAAGUGCACGCAAACGCAGACGCGCACACAUUUUUAAAGUCACAUACUGUGCCAACCAGCAAGGGGUUUUUUCUUCUGAGACUUUCUUCAGUGUUGGAAACAUUUGACUUGAGCCAACUCUCUUACCCAGUUAAAGGCCCUGAGAAUUUCCUAGUUUACAUAGCAGUCAUAAUAAGCAUAGCAUAAUAAGUAUGUGCGGUAUUAGGAAUACCGAAGAUAUUUAGUACAGAAAAAAAUUAAAAGGCUAAUGUAUAAAUAUACUAAAAUAUCCAUGACUCCUGCUGCUGAUACACAUGUCUCGGCUUUGGAUAUCAGCCAAUACUGAGUACACAACCAGUAUCAGUAUUUAAUAAGCGAUAAGCUGUCAACCUCAGUGUGAGUAAGAGACUGUGAAUCAGUUUGGUUUUUUUUAAACUCAGUCACAGUAGAAUACAAAUAGGAAAACAACCUCCCUGCGAUUUGUGAAAAAUCUGUCAUUUACUGACCGCUUUCAUGUAUCUGCGGUGACAAACUGGUAUCCCAGAGAUUGAGAGUGCAACACCCUCAACCUCUGUGUGACCGUUUCCUAUCACAAGGCAAGUGCACAGGUCACCUGGUUGGAGGAAACCUGUCUCCAAACAGUUGCAGUCCAGUCACUCUUUGUCACUUUGGCGAAGGUUUGCAAAUAAUUGCGGUCACAUUUAUAAAUAUAGACAGCUUGAUUGCAUUUUGUUGGCAAUCUGAGUCAGUCUGUGAGCUCAACCUUCUCUUUAUAAUAGAGACCGCAAGUCAACUGGUUUCCCAAUAGCUUUAUUCAGGUUAUAUUCCUAUAUAAAAGGAAGGUUGCUGAGUAUCUCUGUCAUUUUGCAGUCGAAUCUUUGUCCUGCAUAAACUGUAUAACAUUUGUGGAGGAAUUUCUUUCAAAUUAUGUGGAAUCCCAAACAGGUUUGCGGUUUUAUGCAGAUUUAUUACAGUUAAUUGCAGUAUAAUACAAAAAAUUGCAAGUUCGCCGGAUUCAGUUGCAGACUGAUAGCAGUAUGACUGCAAGUGGUUGACGACAUGGUCCCUGCCUUCAAAAGCAAGAAGAUUAAAGGGUCAUGGCACAUGAUUGCAACAAUAAUUUUGAUUCUCUUGCGUGACUUUAGCGUUAAGCAGUAUUUAAAAUUAGCUUAAAAUUGACCCAGUUGACUACAUCUUGCUAGAUUGCUCUAAGAAGAAGUGCAAUAAAAGCUUCCAAGUGUUAAUUGUAACAAAACAAAAGAAAACAAAGUAAGAGCGAAGUUGCCAGCCGUCCACUCGUCCACAGUGUGUUUGCUAUAAAUCACAACUGAAUCUCAGACCAGUGCCAACAAACAGAACUUGUCAACACGGCUAGCUGACUAGCUACAGUUAAAAUUUCUGGACUCAAAAGCAUUCACACCACAUGGACACAAGUUGACCGUGACUCAGAGGGAGACUUUAUUCCGAAUGUAGUCAAGGUGUAAGGGCUGUAGAUGUAAUGUUUUUUUUUUUUUUUGGAGAUUAAACAGGCAGGCUGUGAUGAAGAGAGGUGAAGCGUGGCAGGCACAGUGUGCAGGCAGACUGAUGGCAGAGACCGGGUGAGCUGGCUUGGCAGACAGCUAGAGUGGGCAGGCAGGGAGAAAGGAGCUGCUGCCGGUGAGCUUGAGGAGCUGAAGCUUGAGAGCAGGCGGAGAGGUGGGGGUGAAAUCUAAGCACAAUGAAAUGAAAUGAGUUUAACUCACUCACAAACACAAUAAACGUGAUAAUGGUGUCUCUCCUGUGAUGUCUGUCAGAUAGCGACUGGAGAGUCGAGUAGAUGUAUGGCUGGUGAUGAGCUGAUGAGCCACCGGUUUUAGAUGCUGAUCGAAUUGACUGCAGGAAAUGUGAAUGGUGCUACAACUACAAGUGACACACAGAGAGACAAUAGGACAGGAAAACAAGAGACACAGAAGAAAGGAGACAGGAAGGAGUACAACAAGGGUCAUGACACUGACAGCAGUCUGUGAAAUUAGAUUACACAAUUCCCUGCCCUUUUUAUCUUUCUUUGGAUCACAAAUCCUUAAUCAUAAUAAUGCACAAUAUUAGGCUACUGAUCUUGGAGUAAUAAAAUGCCUGCCUCUUUAUUUUUAUUUACUCAAUGCACAAAAGCAUCUGCAGCCCCUGCAGAAUGUGAAUUUGAUCCUGGCGUCCUUGUAAUCUAUAUGUACCUCUAUAUAGGUCAGCGUGGCAUUGUUUACAGAGUGCACACGUGCUUCACUGCUCUGCAGCAACACAACUUAUGUUUACAUAUGUGAAACAGUGAUGAUUUGAGAAAAGAACACACAUUAAUAAUAAUUAAUUCAAUUGGUCUGUCAGAAAAAUGAUGAAAAAUAUAUAUCAUAACAUCCCGAAAUCCAACGCCUAUCCCUCACAUAAUGCGUCUGAUUAACAGUAAAACCUUUCUAAUAUUUAAAGUUAUAUAUAAAAAAAGGAUAACUUUUCAUAUAAAACAGGUUAUCAAUUAUUUUCACUAUCCAAGAAUAGCUUGAAAAUGUUUCCUGGUCUCACAUCUGUGGUUACGUCUUGGUUACGAGUCAAGAUUGUUGUUUGCACUCAACUUUCAAAGGUGUUGGUGGAUGUGAGGGACAAACAGACUGAGCGGCAGGUGCAAUAUGUUGCACUGUAAUCAAACAAAUCAAACAACGUGUUCUCAUUUUACUACAGCAGUCUGAAAUUAAAGUAAAUGAAGCGUGGAUUAUAUGUUUCAUGCUUUAUCAUAUCUGAUUCGGUCAGCAUCCAUGGUGGCAACCAACACUGUCGUAGACAAACAGUGAGAUUAUAAAGAGGUUCGUUGUGCUAACACACAUAUGUGAUGAUGUGGACUGUGGAUCAUAGCAGGACCGCUGCCUUUGAGCAGAGUAGCCUCCACCAUUAACUAAAGGUUAGCUUGCUGUUGAGGCUACGCCUGGCUCGUGUCCCAGCUUCUGUAAAGUUAAAUAUCUACUGUACAUUAUACAGCUUCAGGUAGCCCACCAUCGCCAGAGUACAAUCAUCCUUAAAUUUGUGAUUUGGAAAUACAAUAAGACCGACUAGAUUAAAAUAAAUAUUUGUUGCUGUCUCAAAAGUUGAACAUAUUUUACAGUAUUUGGAAUCUAGUUGUUUUCAGUUCUUGCAGAGUGCUAAGUAGUUGUUUUUUACCGUGCCAGCUCCUCAUUAAAAAAAUUUCUAGGCUGGUUUCGUUUUCCAUGAGAACAAUGUUUAAAACUGGUUUUAAACCUAACACUGAGCUGUGGAAGAAAUUAAGUACUGCGCCUUUGAAACAAAAUGAAGCCAACAAUCACAUAUACGUAAGCUCAAUUUUCUCUUUACAGCAGUUAAAACAACGAAAAAAAGAAACAUGAAAUAUUUUCGGUGAGUUAUUCACGUUAAGUUCAAAUCAGGAUUUGUUUGUUUGGGGUUGUGUGCUAUGGGAAGCCGCUGGCUCCAACUGUUGUUGUUGCCGCUUGCUUUCCAGCUCCACCCCUGCGCCCAAAUUAGAUGUUCUCGGCUUUGCAUAACUGAUAAGACUUGCAUGGUUUUCAUGUCUGCAAAGUCAACUUGCUUUGCAGAAGCGAGUCAUGAGUCAGCACUGAAAAAGAAAGAGGAUCAGGGGAACGGAGAAGGUGGAUGAAGUGAGAAAGACAGCGCUCGCUCUGAUUUCACGUUUGUGUCACAGAUUGAUCAGCCAUUCGAUGGGGAUUUUCAGAGGAGCUCCGCCUACCGUCGCCGCAUUCCCUCCUCCUCCGACCCCCUCCCCCCGCGACCUUUUGAUCGCCCCCACCCACUCCGUCAUCCAGCCCUCCAUCCAGCCCUCCAUACAGAAAAUGACUCUGGAACUCACUGAAUGGUCUUCUAUAUGGAUUUUUACUGCUUGUAAUAGACAGUAAGAAAAAAGAGGCGCAAACCUCGAUGACAAAAAAGCCAUAAACACCCACAACACACACAUACACACACACACACACACACCCACACACACACACCCACACUCACACACACAACAAACACAGCUACACACACAAACACUUUCAUACCAAAUAAAGCUGUUUUGCAAGCAGUUUCUCUCACACCUUGACGUGCACACACAAAAGAAGCAAGUGCACAAAGCCACUCUUGGAAUGUACCGCUUACUCUUCCCAUGAAAUUCAACUGCUUCCUUUAUUUUUCUGAGAUUCUCUACAGGCCUUGAGAAAGCUGAUUUUAUUAGAUUUUUUCCCUUCCUCCCAAUUUAAACAAGGAUUAAAAAGGUUGGGAAUUUCAAUUUGCAGUGUUUUUGGAGGACAACUUUAGAGGACAGCUGAUUGCUAAUUUUUUUUCUUUUUUUUCUGGAUCUGUGAUACAUCUGGGGAUAGCAGAUUAGUUUAUCUGCAAAUAUUUAGUGUCUUUAACCUUUAUAGUUUUAGUAGGACCCAGUUUAACAUACAUUUUAUUACCUCGCAGGCUGGGAAGCAUCUGUUACAGUAUUCAGCACUUCUUGAACACUUAAGAAAUAGAUGUAACAAGUGUAUAACUAGCAAGUUACAACCACUGAUUGCAUUUUGUAGCUUGUAAAGAUUGUAAUGAAGUUACUUCUAGAAAGUCACUACUCGUUUUAAAGUACAAGUAACUUGAAUUGAGGAGUAUUAGGAGUAGCAUUGUUUUGUACUGUAGUAUUGUUAGAAGGGGUGCGCUUGUUUUCCUGUUGCUUGCAUGCCCUCCAACAUGCCUCCCCAGAACACAGAGGCUGACACCAUGCAGGUUGGAUCUCUGGUGGGUGGGGUUAGCAGCAAAAACUCCACCGCAUCAGGCUUGGAUGAGGAGAAAGGAGGAGCAGGAGGCGAGACGGAUGGAUUGGGAGGUGGAGGCGGAGCGGCAGAAGGAGGCCGAGGAGGAGAGGAAUCUGCCAGCGAAGGAUCGAUCGAAGGGAUUCCUUUAAAGCGAUGGGUGAUGCACGGAGCCGUGAUGUUCGGUCGGGAGUUCUGCUACGCCAUGGAGACAGCGCUAGUGACGCCUGUGCUGCUGCAAAUAGGUCUUCCAGAGCAGUACUACAGUCUGACGUGGUUCCUCAGUCCAGUUCUUGGACUCUUGUUCACUCCUCUGAUCGGCUCGGCCAGUGACCGCUGCACUCUGCGAUGGGGCAGGAGGAGACCGUUCAUCCUGGCUCUCUGUAUAGGAACACUGAUUGGAGUGGCUCUGUUUCUGAAUGGAUCACUGAUAGGUCUGUCACUCGGUGAUGAGCAGGGGAGACAACCAAUAGGGAUUGUUCUUACUGUGCUGGGUGUGGUGGUGCUGGACUUUUGUGCGGAUGCCACAGAGGGACCAAUCAGAGCAUACCUGUUAGACGUGGCAGACACAGAGGAGCAAGACAUGGCACUGAAUAUCCACGCCGCCUCUGCAGGUUUAGGCGGCGCAGUCGGCUACGCGCUUGGAGGUUUGGACUGGACGCACACGUUCCUCGGAGCAGUCUUCAAGUCGCAGGAGCAGAUCCUCUUCUUCUUUGCAGCCAUCCUCUUCUCUGUCUCCGUCGUGCUGCAUCUCUUAAGUAUCGAGGAGCAGCAGUACUCGCCGCAACACGACAGGCUCGAGCAGGAAAGUCUGGAUCCUGCCCACCUUCAAACAUCGGCCAAUGGCAGGGCUGGACUUCUCGGCGCCAAAUUAGAAAUGAUCGGUGAGGAUGAUACGGUAGAGAGCUACGACCUCUAUGACCCAUACGAAGAUGACCAGUCAGAGCAUGGAGACAUGGACUUCCUAGAGGUGGAGCUUGUGAGAAGUAAAAGCGACAGCGUCCUCGCCAUGGCAGACGCAACCCUCGAUCACCUUGACCACGAUGCGAUGUUCUUGUGCCACAUAGAGCCUUCCAUCUUCACCGAUCACCUCUCGCCCUAUCACGGCUCACCCUCCACGACCGCAUCCUUCUUCAACCCCAAUCGCAGCACCCCACCCCCCCGAUUCGCCAGCAUCAGACGCAGCAGCAGCACGGGAAGUCAAGACUUCCUCCGCCCCCAAAACAGCAGCAAUCAAACGAAUGUUACCACCCCCAGGAUUUCCCGCCUCUCAGCUUUCCUGCAAGAAAUGGAAAAUGACGAUGGGCAGGAGGCGCUGCUGAACAACCAGCUCAACGAGCAGCGGACGCUGAACGGGCGGCUGUUAGCCAGCGUUACUAAUACUGACAGACUUGGCACUAACAGGCUGAGCUCCAAAGGACAGGCACACCGUGCUGGAAUGGUCAAAGCUGCCAGUACUGGAGCUCCUAUGAGACAGUCACGCCACCGCCACACCUUCUACCGCCAGCCGUCCUGCACUUUUUCUUACUACGGCCGCGUGGGUAAUCAUCGUUACCGCUACCGCCGAGCCAAUGCAGCUUUUCUCAUCAAGCCGUCCCGCAGCAUGAAUGACCUGUACGAAGUGGAGGCCAGGCACAGGAGGAGGAACAGGCAGAGGAACAGACACCGCAGCGGGAACACCAACUCCUCCAGCGGGGACACGGAGAGUGAAGAGGGCGAGGUUGAGACCACCGUGCGCCUGCUGUGGCUCUCCAUGCUAAAGAUGCCCCAGGAGCUGCUGCGGCUUUGUGCCUGUCACCUGCUCACCUGGUUCUCCAUCAUUGCAGAGGCGGUCUUCUUCACCGACUUCAUGGGACAAGUCAUCUACCACGGAGAUCCUAAAGCUCCUUCUAACUCGACCUUAUUGGAUAACUAUCACAAAGGAGUUCAGAUGGGAUGCUGGGGCCUGGGUAUAUAUGCCAUGACUGCAGCUACAUGUUCAGCUAUUCUUCAAAAAUAUCUCGACAACUUUGACUUGAGCAUUAAGGUUAUCUACAUCCUGGGUACACUUGGAUUCUCCAUAGGAACUGCAGUCAUGGCAAUUUUCCCUAAUGUGUACGUGGCCAUGGUGAUGAUCAGCAGCAUGGGCAUCAUCUCCAUGAGUAUCUCCUACUGUCCUUAUGCUCUACUGGGACAAUAUCACGAAAUGAAAGCGUAUAUCCAGCACAGUCCUGGCAACUCUCGCAGAGGCUUUGGCAUCGACUGUGCCAUCCUGUCCUGUCAGGUGUACAUCAGCCAGAUAUUGGUGGCCUCAGCUCUGGGUUCUGUAGUGGAAGCUGUUGGCAGCGUUCGUGUCAUUCCCAUGGUGGCCUCUGGGGGCUCCCUCCUUGGAUUCUUUACUGCCUGCUUCCUGGUUAUUUAUCCAACUCCAAACAACGGGGACGGGGAAUCAGCCAAAGCUUCAGAGAAACGGAUUUUGCCAUCGCUGGAAAAUCCCAAUAGCGGCGAAGGGGCUGUUACCGUAGUGAUUGAGAAACCCAGCUUCCUGAAACUCAACAAGGAGGGGAAGGCCACCAGCACUACUGCUUCCUGUCAGGUGGAAAAUGAGUCUGCUCUGUGAUUGGUUGACUGCGCCGACAGACACUUUGCUGCAGAAACAACUUGAUUUGUUAUUGCUGAUGGAAAAGACUCGAAGGUGUGCCUUGAUGUGGAUUUGCUUUGGUCCACUCUUGGCGUUUGUUCUGGCUUUAAAAGGGUUUUUAUUUUUAAUUUUUAAUGUCACACUGAAGAAAACAUCACAGUCUACCAUGGGACCAGCGUCACAUUAGACCAACUUACCCAACAAAAGUCAUUCUGGUCCCAGUGCCGCUUCAGCUGUUGACGAAGUUCCUUCCACUUAUCCCUUACGGACUUUUGAUCAAUCCGUCAGGGUCGUCCAGGAUUGAGUAAUUAAUUGGCCGUCGUUUUAAGGAGAGGUUGUCUCCUGUCUCUCAGGGCCUCUAGGAGGUGCUACUGAGCAGCCACCUGGACAGGAAACUUCAGGGGACUCACAUACAUACUCAUUCAAACCCUCACACGCUCACAUUUCCUCAUCUAAGUUCAACACAAUCGAAUGAACACCCUAAUAAUGAACUCUAUCGAUGAACAUUAGUCCUUGAAGCUGCAAUCAUUACAAAAUGCUGAAAAUCGUUCUUCCGCACUGUGGAGUCAGGUUGAUUGAGUUUUUGCUUCGUGAUGUGGACGCUGAUUUACGAGAAUGUGUGUGUCUGCUGACUUAAAACACCAAAACAACCCCAACAACACAGUCGGCUUUGCGGGACAUUGCAGCGACACUAGCUUUAAGACUCUAAAGACUUUUGGAAGUGGCAUUUUUUGAAAUCGCAAGCCCGAAGCCUGGUUCCUGGGGAAUUGAUUGACCAUGAAAUUGAUGCUGUUGCCCUCUUUCAUAUGGCAGGACUGACAAAAUCUUUAAUUCAGCCUUCAACGCGGGGGAAAGAGGACAAUAAUCCAGAGGAUCUGCUCAGAAAUAUUGAGCAUGAGAAUAAAGUCGCAUGUAUAUCGAACGAUAAAACGACAGUCAAAACAUACGCAUGUUUACCGGGUGAAAUUCGACAAGCGUGAAAGUAAGAGCCUAGAUGCAGUGUGUGCAGUAUAUGGGGCAUUACAAUCAAAUAUUGUUUUCAAGAUUUAGUGAGGAACCACAGUGAUGUUUCUGUUUGUUUUGACUAAUCAAACUAACCUAUGCUGCAUGUUAGACUAGCUGAGGAGCGACAAACCAAACACCAGAGAGGAAAAGAAAAAGGAAACAGAGUUGUUCUCCUUUUCUUUACUUUUUCGCUUAUUUUUUUGUUUGUUUGUUUUAAAAAAGAUACUGUCAGCAUAAAGUUUCCCACUCACUGCACAUUGUUGGAAAAGAAAUGUCACAAGGUUCACAUCACCAAAAGAAGAACAGAGUAGAUUCUAUAUUUUUCAAAGCAGACCCGGACCCGGUUUUAAGCUCUGUAACUUUCACAGAACAAAAGAUAGCACCAAGAAUUUAGAGUUUCACUAAUUUUGAUUGAAGUGUUGUGACAUUUAUUUUACAAUACAGUCAAAAGGCUUUGGGAAAAAUGGUUAAAUCUGCUACGGUAGCCACAGCAAAGGAAGCAAAACUGCCGAGUUUAGCAAUCCUUAAAGCCGGGAUAGAUACGAAGACCUUGAUGACUGAGUGUGCGAUGACGUUAAAAGAUCUUAAUCUUCUGAAUGUUUCUUUAGCUGAUUAUGCUGGACAUGUAAAAAGUCAUUUUAAAGUGUUGUGUUGUUUGUGCCCCGAUAAAUCAGGCCUUUAGUUGCAAUAAGGACCCUUGUUGAUCAGAGUACUGUGCAGAGCUUGUGCAGGCUGAGCAGGGUUGUUGUUGGUGGUGCAUAUUUUGGGGUCAGUUUUCCUUUCAUUUCAAUCAGCUGAAGCAAGCAGCUUGAAGGGAAACAAAAUGUAAAUUGCAGUGGGGGUGAUGACUAAAUAGAAAGAACUGUUUGUAUGUAUGAACGUAUGUAAAGCAUUUAGUGGAAAAGGUGUUUUUAUUUUGGGUUUUUUUUUCAACUUGAGCGACUUUAGAAGAGAAUUCAGAGGAUGGUUUUUUUGGAGGGGGGAUGUGUUUGUGAUUUUUCACUCAUGUGCAAAGUUGAACAUUUUCUUCUAAUACUAAUUCGAUUCCUUCCAUACUUUCAGGUACAUUGAAUCAGAGAGUAAGAUAAAACGUUGCUAAGAUUGGAUGUUUUAAAAAACGGCCCCCUGCAGCCAUUAGCGCAAUAAAAUAUUCUGAAUAAACAUAAAAAAAGAAUUAAAAAAAUCAACUUUGGGGUUAUGGAGCUUUGCAUGCGACGACAACGAUAUGCAUGUUCAGAACACCAAAGUAUGACUGUACAAAUCACUCGAGCUCUUUUCUUUAAUCGUAAUAGGUCAGGGAUGUAUUUUCUAAUGCACGGCUGGAUGUUUGUGUCUUUUUGUUUUCGUUUGAACUUAAACGUGUUAAAAAAAAAGAAUUAAACGCAACAUGUACUUUUUAAGCUGAAGCAUUGUGCUUGGUCUGGGUCAGUACACUCCUAACAGGUGAGCGAGUUUUAAACAUCCACUUUAUCACUUUUCAAGCUGGAAAGUGAAGAAAUGUGUUACAGGAUGAGACGUCCUUCAUUACAAGUGUAGGUUAGAGACUCCUGGCCGUGAAUACUUGAAGUGCAACUAGAGUGUUUCUGUUCCAAUGCAGUGAGGAAGUAGUUGAUUUUAUGGGGAAGUGGGGGGGUUGUUGUUCCAAUGAUGUCCCAAGCCUUUUAUCACAGACUCUGGAAUGUUCCGGCGACUCGGUUCAGCUCAGCCGCUUCGCUUGGCCUGCUGGGAGAUUGAGUUCUUAACCUCUGAUUCCAUCUGGUGACUUAAAAUGUUAAUGUUUUUUUUGUUUGUCUGUUUGUUUUAAAGUCAACGAAUGUGAGUUUUGUUUUUGGUUUUGAUGUUUGACGAUCCAGGGUGGGAGUCCUGACAUUGCACAGAACUUGCACAUAAGUAAAAAAAAAAAAAUAAAUAAACAAGUAGAACUUUAUUGCAAAAGGAGGAAAAAAAACAAGUAACUGUGGAUAUUUAUUUUUUGAGCUUUCUUGUCUAUAAAGGACAUUUAGUUUGCAAAUGAGUAAAUUAAAGCUAUUCUAUUUGCUGUUACAGGUGAACUGGACUUUGUGUGUGUGCGUGUGUGUGAGAGAGAGAGCAUAGGUCCUCUCACAGCUGGCAAAGCAAAAAGACAGCAGUGUGUUAAAACUGUCAUCUCAGUGUUCACUUUUUGGUCCUGGUUCUCUGUUCUGCAAUCACCUGGUUUACACUUAGCUCUGGAAUCGAUGGUGAUGAUGCCUGAAGUCUUUUUUUUUUUGUCUCUGUUCUGUUGUUUUAAUUCAACUAGAAACUUUUUUUUGUGUGUGUUGUGUUUUAUUUGAAUCCUAGGCAGAGCCACACACGUCAAAUUUUGGCCUUUGUACAUUUUCAGUGUUUGCUCUCCACCGUCCGCAUCACUGAAUGAAUGUGGAGACGCGGUGAUGCUGUUUCAUAUUUCCUGGCAGCAGCGUGACGGCCAUGCAGUCAGUCCAGCCUCUGUGCAUGCGUGUUUGUGUGUUUGUGGCUCUGCCUUUAGUAAACUGUGUGUUAAUGACGGAGGAGAGCGAUGCCUAUAUACUUUGAUUUUCAUAGAGAUUAAAUCAAGAUGAAUACUUAAAGAAUGGGAAAGUAAAUAUACGCAGUGUACUAUAUAUAAUAUGCCUUGUUAUUUGGAAAAAAAAGAUGUAAAUAUACAUAUUUCUCUUUUAGUUUCUUCUUUUUUGCUGCUAUAAAAAAGAUGAUUAUUUUUGUUAGUAGUGUUGUUUUCUAUAUAAAGUCUGUAUAUAUAUCUCUAUGUUAUGUAAAUAUGCUUGAGCCUUCAUAUGUAGGACUCUGGAUGAACACUGUAUGGAACGCACCUUAAACUCUGUUCAGAAGCAAACAACCAAUGACGUUUUUCAUCAUUUGGCAUUUUCACUCAGAAUUCAAAAUGUGACAAGAAUCAAUAAUAAAGAAGGGUCUCACCAUACAGGCAAAAAAAAAGAGAAAAAAAAUCUGCUCUGGAUGAAAAUAAAAGUUCAUUUGAUCAAAAAAGA